GGAACCGGGUCGGUGUAGCUCCGAAGGCCAUCGGUGAGGAGGCGGGGGGAAGCCGUAGCCAUGGCGGUGGCUGUGGCCAUGGUGGGAGCCGUAAACGGGACGGAGCUAGGCCCCGCGGAAGAACUCGCCAAACUCGAGUAUCUGUCUUUAGUGUCGAAGGUUUGCACCGAGUUGGACAAUCACUUGGGGAUCAACGACAAGGAUCUGGCUGAAUUUGUGAUCAGUCUUGCUGAGAAAAAUACCACCUUUGAUACUUUUAAGACUUCUCUGGUCAAAAAUGGUGCAGAAUUCACGGAUUCUCUUAUUAGUAACUUGCUGCGUCUCAUACAAACCAUGCGGCCUCCAGCAAAGCCUUCUACUAGCAAAGAUCCAGUUGUUAAACCCAAAACUGAGAAAGAAAAGCUGAAAGAACUCUUUCCAGUCCUUUGCCAACCAGACAACCCUUCUGUUCGGACCAUGCUGGAUGAGGAUGAUGUGAAAGUCGCUGUGGAUGUCCUGAAAGAACUGGAGGCUUUAAUGCCCAGCGCAGCAGGCCAGGAGAAGCAUAGAGAUGCUGAGCACCG
Molecule: messenger RNA, 563 nt
Organism: Myotis lucifugus (little brown bat)
Lineage: Eukaryota; Metazoa; Chordata; Mammalia; Chiroptera; Vespertilionidae
Product: ATP-dependent RNA helicase DHX8-like
Exons: 5
Source: RefSeq, a predicted model, not a curated record